Messenger RNA from Aegilops tauschii subsp. strangulata, 1201 nucleotides. Its product is annotated as probable CCR4-associated factor 1 homolog 7. Gene Ontology annotation, cellular component: CCR4-NOT complex. NCBI's taxonomy places the organism in Eukaryota, Viridiplantae, Streptophyta, Magnoliopsida, Poales, Poaceae. The record is from RefSeq and is a predicted model, not a curated record. Gene Ontology annotation, molecular function: nucleic acid binding; poly(A)-specific ribonuclease activity.
AAAAUCCAGAGCCUUCCCCCAUCCCACCCACCAUCCCACCCACCGUCCCAAUCCGACCAAACCCUAGGAAAUCUGCCGGCCAUGGCGAUGUCGGAUCUCGCGGCCGCGGUGAUCUCCAAGGCCAACGGCGGCGUGGACGGCGAGGAGCCGGUGGAGAUCCGGGAGGUGUGGGCGGACAACCUGGAGGCGGAGUUCGCGCUGAUCCGCGACGUCGUCGACGAGUUCCCCUUCGUCGCCAUGGACACCGAGUUCCCGGGCAUCGUCUGCCGCCCCGUCGGCGCCUUCCGCUCCCCGGCCGACUACAACUACGCCACCCUCAAGGCCAACGUCGACAUGCUGCACCUCAUCCAGCUGGGCCUCACCUUCUCGGGCCCCACGGGCGAGCUCCCUGCCCUCGGCGCCGGACGCCGCCGAUGCGUCUGGCAGUUCAACUUCCGGGAGUUCGACGACGAGCGCGACAUCUUCGCCACGGACUCCAUCGAGCUGCUCCGCCACAGCGGCAUCGACUUCCGCCGCAACGCCGAGCGCGGCGUCGACGCCCGCCGAUUUGCCGAGCUGCUCAUGUCCUCGGGCGUUGUGCUCAACGACGCCGUCUACUGGGUGACCUUCCACGCGGGAUACGACUUCGGCUACCUGCUCAAAAUCCUCACCUGUAACAGCCUCCCGGACACACAGGCUGGGUUCUUCAAGCUGAUGAAGAUAUAUUUCCCCACUGUCUAUGACAUCAAGCAUCUCAUGAAGUUCUGCAACAGCCUGCACGGCGGGCUGAACAAGCUCGCCGAGUUGCUCGAUGUGGAGCGUGUUGGAGAGUCACAUCAGGCCGGGUCCGAUAGCCUGGUCACGUCUUGUGCGUUCUGGAAACUCAAGGAUUCCUUCUUUGCUGGAUCAACCGAGAAAUAUGCAGGCGUGCUGUAUGGGCUCAAUGCAGAGAAUGGUGUCAGUGCACAUUGAUGGAUGAUGCUCCCUUUGAAUAGCUCUGUGAAUGGGUUGAUUUAGGACAGAAAGAGGUGGCGAGUGAGUUAGCAGGCAAAAUGAUGACCAACUAUGUAGGUUGAGCUUGUCUCACUCAAUUAGUCAAUUCCAUUUUGUUGGAUGUAAUUUGAACGUAGUGUUUUUCAGUUAUUCCCAUUGAACUAGUGUUUUCUACUUAUGCUGUUAGCUUUCUCUUACAUAUUACAUAAAUAGAAAAGUAUCACCUUUA